AUGAUUGUACUAAAAAACAAAUCAAUGGUUUUACUUUUGGUUUUGCUCUAUUUUUUAUUUACAAAAGGACAACCAGACAAACCCAAAGAACCCGAAAAACAGUCAGAAGCAUCAGGCACAACAUUUCCAUCACUUGAACCACUUCGACAAGCUUUACCAUCAUCAGACGAACAAGUUGUCAGAAGAAGAGUACCAAGAACACAACAACAACAAGCUCAACCAACUCCACUUAAGUUUCAACUACAUCCUUCAACAAUCAAAAAAUUGGAUUAUUAUCAACCAUGUAAAACUUAUUAUGCUUAUACAAAAAAGUUUGAUUAUAUGUUGUUUGUUCAGUAUUGGCCUGGUGGUCGUUGUUAUGAUUUUAGAUGUUCGCUUCCUUUAAAAACUCCUUUUGUUAAAGAAGGAUUUUGGCUCCAUGGACUUUGGCCACAGAAAAGGCAAAAUAGGAACAUUUAUUGUUGUAGAAACAAUUUUAAUAUUUAUGAAAUUGAACGGAGGUUACAAACAGACCCUUUAAUAUCCCAAGACAUUCACAAAUAUUGGAUGUCAGUUGAUAAUUGCCGUCUUGCUCUUUACCAAUUCGAUAAACACGGUACCUGUGCACUUACAGCUUAUCAAGGAAGUAAUGGUCCUUAUGAUUAUAUUUGGACUGCAAUAAAUCUUUGGAAAAGAAUAGAUAUUUGGAAAAUUCUAAAAAACAGUCAUUUAAACAUCAAAACAGAAGAAUUGUAUGAUAUCGAAAAGUUGAGAGAAAUCAUUUCAAAUGUUUACAAGGGGAAAGUUGCUUUUAUGUGUAAAGAGAUGACUUCUAUUAUAGAACUAAGAAUAUGUGUUAACAUAAAAGGGGAUAAAUUCAAUCCUGAAGUUAUUGAUUGCCCAGAAAAAAUUUUAAAAGAAGAAGAGAAAAAAUGUUCCAAAAUGGUUUUAUUUAAAAAUUUCCCAACCUAUUUGUUGGACCCUUCCACUGCACCAAGAAAUGAUUGUCCUUAUUAA
Entamoeba invadens IP1 is the source of this 996-nucleotide messenger RNA. Its product is annotated as ribonuclease DdI precursor, putative. Gene Ontology annotation, biological process: RNA catabolic process. Lineage: Eukaryota; Evosea; Mastigamoebida; Endamoebidae. The coding region runs from base 1 to 996 and encodes 331 amino acids. Gene Ontology annotation, cellular component: extracellular region. Gene Ontology annotation, molecular function: ribonuclease T2 activity; RNA binding. The record is from RefSeq and is a predicted model, not a curated record. The transcript has a single exon.